Sphaerodactylus townsendi is the source of this 4747-nucleotide messenger RNA. RefSeq names its product WSC domain containing 2 (gene WSCD2). Lineage: Eukaryota; Metazoa; Chordata; Lepidosauria; Squamata; Sphaerodactylidae. The coding region runs from base 1300 to 3000 and encodes 566 amino acids. The record is from RefSeq and is a predicted model, not a curated record. The transcript has 9 exons.
GGCCGUCCCCUUGCCAAGUGGCAGCGGUGGCAGUUAAGGAGUUAAACAGUAGGCAGUGCUAGAGGCCUGCAAAUAGAAUAUUCCUCUGUGGAGCUACAGCAGGAGCAGCAGAGAGAGGCAGAGAGCGAGAGCCAGCCAGCCAGCUGGAUAGAGAUGUUAAGUGAGGAAGCCCGGAAAACAAUCUCGCAGCAGUUGUGAGCCGCAGCAGGGGCUGGCCGCAGAGCAGGGCUUGAUAACCAUCCUUCCUUCCUGGCUUGGUGGCACCCGCAGAGCCAGGGGUGAGCCAGACCGUCUUCCCUGACAAGCACCGUGGAUCCCUGGAUGCGUAGUGGAUGCCCAGAGCUGGUGUGUGGCUCGGAUGAACGAGGGGGUCUCUGCAGUGCCUGGGUCUGAGCCUUCCCAUCUCGCCAGAAGCACCCGGUCCCUGGAGCAGCUGCGUCUGCAGACAGCCCACGUCGGCUCGACCCUCUGGCAGACCACCAAGAUCUUGAUCGAGCCGUAACGGAGAAGGGUCUGGACUGGCACGACUUGGGUCACCCCGGCACGUCACUCGACGAUGCUGCCUCCUCCGUCUGGGCUCCCCUGGGAGUCAGGGACCGUGGAGUCGAGACGAAGGCGGUCCUUUAUCCUCUGAAGACUUCACAAAGGCUCCAGCCCUGGGGUAGAGCUUUCUGAUUUGGAUGCUGCAAUGAAUGGCGGGUCGAUGAACAAAAGGCCCAAGCAUCACUUUGUACCCAGAAUGCCCUGGGUUACCUUUCCAUUUUUACCGCUGAAAGAAGAGAUCUUGCCUCUUGUACUCAAGAGAAGGUUCUGAAAGGUCAGACUGGAAGUUGGCAACAGAGACCUCACCAGCAGAUCCACCUUUGCUUCCCCAAAGACUCCAAUCUUGCGGCCAGUGGAAGCUCCGGGCCGCUCUUUGGGGGAUGGUUAAUGGGAGACAAAGGAAAUGGAGCCGCGUUGGAGAAAGUGCCGCCUUUUUCAGCCCCAGAGCAUUAUCUAAAAUAAGAUAACCCAUGUUUCCUCGCCAAGGCUAGGACCUGGCAGGAACGCAGGAUGGUGAGUUAUUUUUGUACAAGUUAAAGACACAAACAGCUUGAAGGUGCCAACUGGAAUUGUCCCUUGCUUUAAAUACCACUGCGGACCUGCUGACAAUAGAGGGUUGUCUGCCUGGCACGAAGACUCUGAUAUCAGCCUUUGGAGUUCUGGUUCCUAGCUUGGAAAUUCGUUCGCAAGCCUGGAGCCGCCGCUGCUUUUUGUGUUGCAGAUUUGCACCUGGUCAAGAAACGGAAUGAAACCAGCAUGGCCAGACUCUUGGUAAAAUUCCAAAGGUACUUCCGGCGGAAACCCAUCCGGUUCUUCAUGCUGAUUGCCCUCUACUUGACCGCUGGCAGCUUGGUCUUCCUUCACGCCAGCUUCACCGGUGAGCCAAGAGUCUCGGAGAAUGCGCCCGGUGCCAACGACGGCACCAGCGGCAGGACCGAACACCAGCAUUUGGGGACGCUGCAGCUUAGCAGGGAGUUUAAAGAGCUGCCGGAGCCUUUGACGACUGCCCGGAGGUACGGGUCCUGGUUUAAAAGCCCCUCCAAGGACACAAUCCUGGGGAGGAACAACCCAGGAGACUACGGGGGGACGUGGAGCAGGGCCCUCAAGGGGAGGAACAUCCGGGAGAAGGAGGAAGACAAAGCCAAGUACAUCGGCUGUUACGUAGACAACAUCCACCGCAGAGCCCUCCGAGGAGUGUCCUUCUUCGACUACAAAAAGAUGACAUUGUUCCGUUGCCAGGACAACUGUGCGGAGCGGGGUUACCUCUUUGCAGGUCUGGAGUUUGGGGCCGAAUGCUACUGCGGGCACAAGAUCCAGGCUGCCAACGUGAGCGACGUGGAGUGCAACAUGCAGUGCAAAGGAGAGAAGAACAACAUUUGCGGGGGGGUGAACCGCCUCUCCAUCUACCGCCUGGAGUUGGCGCAGGAGUCGGCACGGAGAUAUGGCAGCGCCAUAUUCCGAGGGUGCUUUCGCAGGCCAGAAAACGUUUCCGUGGCUCUCCUGGCAAGCCGAGUAAUGAAAAACAUGUCUGUGGACCGAUGUGUGGACUUCUGCACAGGGAAGGAAUACCCUCUUGCAGCGCUGGCUGGGUCCUGGUGCCACUGUGGCUUCCCCACCAGCCUCUUCACUUUGCACGAACGUGAGGAUGAGCAACUGUGUGCCCAGAAAUGCAGCGGCGAAGAAUUCGAGAGCUGCGGCAACUCCAAGUAUUUCAUCGUUUACCAAACUCAAGUGCAAGACAACCGGUGUAUGGACCGAAGAUUUUUAACUACCCGAGUGAAACAAUUCAUUGCCCUCGCCAGCUUUCCUGGAGCGGGCAACACUUGGGCACGGCACCUCAUUGAGCUGGCGACGGGCUUCUACACUGGCAGCUAUUAUUUCGAUGGCUCUCUCUAUAACAAAGGGUUCAAAGGCGAAAGAGACCACUGGCGGAGCGGGAGGACCAUCUGCAUCAAAACUCACGAAAGCGGGCAAAAGGAGAUUGAGGCGUUCGACUCGGCCAUCUUGCUCAUCCGGAACCCGUAUAAAGCGCUCAUGGCUGAAUUCAACCGGAAAUAUGGUGGCCACAUUGGUUUCGCAUCUCAUGCCCACUGGAAAGGGAAAGAAUGGCCCGAAUUCGUCAAGAACUACGCCCCCUGGUGGGCCACCCACACCAUCGACUGGCUGAAGUACGGCAAGAACGUCCUGGUGGUGCAUUUCGAGGACCUGAAGCGGGACCUCUUCGUCCAGCUCAAGAGGAUGGUCAGCCUGCUGGGCAUCGUGGUCCUCGAGGACCGGCUCCUGUGCGUCGAGGGCCAGAAGGACGGGAACUUCAAGCGCUCGGGGCUGAGGAAGCUGGAGUACGACCCCUACACGCCCGAGAUGCGGAAGAUGAUCGGCGGCUACAUCAAAACAGUGGACUCGGCUCUCAAGCUCAGAAACCUCACCGGGGUACCAGCGGACUACUACCCGAGAUGAUGGUCAUCUUCCGGAGGGAUGUGUUUGGCCCGGUGGAAUUAGCCCUGCUCGGAUUGGCUGGGCUGGGCUUCCUCGGCCAGGGAUCACUUCCACCCAGUGGGUGGGGCCAGUUUCGGGACCUCCCUGCCGUUGCUCGCUGUCAGUGGAUCUUCUUGCAUGAGCAAAGAGUCGCCUUCCUCCAUCAUGUCCAAAGAGAAGGACGCCUUGGAAACCACCCCCAGCCCCCACCUUCACCCCGCCUCCAGGCCGUGUCCUUUGGCGGCCCCCACUGACGGCUGUGCAGGGGCCGGGGCCUGCAAAACAAAGCUAUGCUUUGCUGCUGUCUUUUUGUAAAAGCUUUGCUUCCUCGCCCCACCCUGCCCCUUGGCUCUUUGCCAGCCUGUCGUAGCCCCUUCCCCUCUUCCCCACCCCCAGAUAUCAAACAAGGUUUGCAAAGAGCUGCUGUGGCUAAUGAGCCUCCUGGUCUGGGCAUGUGCUCUUCAUCGUCCGUUUGAGAUGGGGAUUCGCACUCGGUGCUCGUGUCUCCGACUAGGCGGGCCGGCCACCAGAUGGGGCCAAGAGAUAUCCCAGAAGUGCAACUGGUCUGACUCCAGACUAUGGAGAUCAGUUCUCCAGGAGGAAGGGGCUGUUUUGGAGAGCAGACUGUGGGCCCCUCCCCUCUGCAGACUGCCCCUUUUUCCCUAGCUUCCCCCCACCCCCAACCCCCCCAGCAUUUCCCGACCUGCAGGUGGCAGCCCCAUCUCUGACCCAGGCCUGCUUCACGCGUGCUGGAGGAUGAGGUGGUCAGAUCUGAAGGUGCUGGACCGGGCUGCGCCGCUUCAGGCUGGAAGAGGGAGGGCUACAUUUUGUAGCAACAGAUUCUCGCAAACAGGGACAGGCGCAGCCAUCAAACGGGUUUGCUCCCCUUUCUCUCUCUUGUGCUAGUUUUCCAUUUGCAAGGAGUUCUUUAGACUAUUCAGAGCUGGGAUCUGCCACCUGCCGUCCAAAGUGGCGUAGCCUCUUCUGCCCUCUGUGCUCUCUACCAACCUGUUCUCCUGUCCUGGGCCCUGCAGGCAGAUUCCUUGAGAAAGGUGGGGUAUAAAUCCAAACCCUUCUUCUUGAUGGAGCUGCAUAUCUGGAGGGUGGCCCCUCUGGGUCUCGGUCGCAGAUGUGUGCUUGUUCCUUGGUUCCUGCUCUGUCUAGUGAUGGCACAAGGGGGCGAGGGGGCCACUGCUGUUUCGCAUCUAGUAGUCGGUCAUCCAAGAGUUGGUUUACACAUGGCGCUUGUGCCACCAAGAUGGCCACCUGUUGAGUGGGUUAAGAGAGAGCUGAGAGAGCUGGACUAGAUGGACUCUGGUCUGAUCCAGCUGGCUUGUUCUUAUGUUCUUAUGUUCUUAAACCCAUGAGCAGAAGGGCUGGAGCACCUUUCCCAAGGGUCAGCCCCGUGGGCACCUGGUGAGGGCGGUCCCGAGUCCCUCCAGUCUUUUCCAGGCUGAGCGGCUGAGGCUGCUUCCUGUCCUGCUAAACUUUCUGGCUGUUUGACCCCUGCUCAAACCAGCAAAGCAGUCCAGGAGGCCCAGCUGUGCAGCACAGCUUGCAGAAAGCUUCUCGGGUUGUCUGUUAUGCCCAUUUUCUACAGUGUUUCUCAAAAUAACUCACUCUGAUUUAUCUAGCCUUGCAAUAGGUCAAGUGGACAGAAAGUGAUAUACUCGGGGCGGGGGGGGGGGGGGAUCCUGGGAUCCUGGGGGCUAAGAAGGGUGGAAAAGCC